Maudiozyma saulgeensis is the source of this 2667-nucleotide messenger RNA. Lineage: Eukaryota; Fungi; Ascomycota; Saccharomycetes; Saccharomycetales; Saccharomycetaceae. The record is from the annotation of a GenBank genome assembly.
AUGCACAUAAGAACAAUAAGAGCAUUUUCAAUACUUUUAAGAUCAAAAAGAUUACACCAGUUCCCUGGUCCAAUUAAAUUACCACAUAUUAUUGAUAUUGCACCAAUGUCGAAGAGAUCACUUACGGUAUCAUCUAAUCCAUCACUUCUUAAGAAGUCAAAAAUCACAGAUGAAGAUUUACUUGAGAUCAAUGAUAUUCUCUCUGAAUCUGAUGAUUGGGAUAGUGAGGAUUCCUUUCUCCUAAAUAAUUCAAAAUUCGAUAAUCCUAAACCCAGCAACGAUAAAUAUACACUCCAGGAAUUAAGUGUAAAUAUGGGAACAGCAAAACCCGAAAAUAGUAAGAUAAGCAUUGCUGCUAUAAGACAGUUACAUACCAAUACUUUUACCAACGACGAUGAUGAUUCUGAACUUAAUAAUAUAAUCCAACAGUUUGACUCUCAGCCCGUCUUAAAGAAUUCCAGUACUCAAGAAACACCACUCAAAGUUGAUAUCCUUUCUGAUAGAUUACUACAACUAUCUACACCUGUUCAAGCUCAAAAAACACCGGCUGCCAUACAAAUUAAAAGUGAUGAAUUUUCUGAGAUUGAUCUCUCUUCACUUCUAGAUGCUAGUUUCAAAUCUAAAAAGGAAACAUCCUCUGGUAAUAAUACAUCAUUACGUUUGAGUGUGUCACAGCCACACACAAUAGAAACUGUUUCGUCCACUAGUAAACAUGAGCUAAAUAGAUCUGUAAGCGACAUACCUGUUGGACAGGUGCAAGGACGAUUAAGCAAUAAAUUCUCAUUCUCUACACAAGCGCCAUCUCUCUUUAAUCCUGGCCUUAAUGAUGAAGGUUUGGAAGACAAACCUCAUUUGCAAUUACCUCCCAAUACCAAAGUAAAAAUACCUAUUAGACUUAGUGUGGAACAAGAACAAAUUAUUAGUCUAGCUGAGAAGGGUUAUAAUAUCUUCUACACAGGAAGUGCGGGUACUGGUAAAUCAAUAUUAUUAAAGGAGUUAAUUAAAAAUUUGAGAUCCCUAUAUGGUCGAGAUCAUGUUGCAGUUACUGCAUCAACAGGUCUUGCAGCGUGUAAUAUCGGUGGUGUUACUAUACAUUCCUAUACCGGUAUUGGUCUAGGGAAAGGUGAUGGUGAUAUGUUGUACAAGAAAGUGCGUCGAUCUAAAAAACAUUUGCGUCGAUGGCAGGAUAUGAGGGCACUCAUAAUUGAUGAGGUAUCUAUGUUGGACGGUGAUUUGCUUGAUAAAUUAAAUCAUAUUGCUAAAAAGGUCAGGAAAAAUCGUGAGCCAUUUGGUGGCAUACAAGUAAUAUUCUGUGGGGACUUUUUUCAAUUACCACCAGUUUCUAAAGAUUCAAGGAAUCCGACAAAAUUUGCCUUCGAAGCACUGUCAUGGAAAGAGGGUAUUGAUAUAACUGUAAUGCUGCAAAGAGUGUUCAGACAACAGGGGGACUUGAAAUUCAUAGAGAUGUUGAAUAAAAUGAGAUUAGGCAAAAUUGAUGCGGAGACUGAGAGAGAAUUUAAGAAAUUAAAUCGAGAUCUCCCUGAUGACGAAAUUAUUCCAGCAGAACUAUAUAGUACAAGAAAUGAAGUCGAUAGGGCUAACAAUCUAAGAUUGAACAAAUUGCCAGGCGAAGUUCAUUUUUUCAAGGCCACAGAUGCAGGUAACUUAAAGGAUGACGAAUUGAGGGAUAAAUUACUGCAAAAUUUCUUAGCACCUAAAGAAUUACAAUUGAAAGUUGGUGCACAAGUAAUGAUGAUAAAAAAUAUUGAUGCCACAUUAGUGAAUGGGUCUCUCGGUAAAGUGCUUGACUUUAUGGAUGCAGACACAUACUUUUUCUAUAAUAUCAUGAGUGGUAAUCCCGGUGUUAGUGUAGAAGAAUUGGAUAGGCUUAAGGGUGAUCCGUUACGUGUUGAAGAAUUGAAGGAAGAAGCUGCAGCUGAGGAUGAAGCUAACGGAAUUAAAAGAAAUAAACUAAUAAAAGAAACGUUUAACAAAUCUGUGAAACAGACUUCAGGAGGAUCACUUGAUAAUAGCAUAUUCGAUUUUUUGAAUGGUAUACACGUUGAAGGUUCCCAAGAAAAGGAUAAUCUGGAACGAAAGAAGGAAUGGUUAAACCAGAUUCAUGAAAGUUCGGGAGGUCGGAAACUUCCCCUCGUUAGAUUCAAAAUGUCAGAUUUAACGACAAGAACUAUUUUAGUAGAACCAGAAGAGUGGGCCAUUGAAGAUGAACAAGAGAAACCGCUUGUUUCUAGAAUUCAGUUACCACUAAUGCUUGCGUGGUCUUUAUCAAUCCAUAAAUCACAGGGGCAAACAUUACCGAAGGUGAAAGUUGAUUUGAGACGAGUUUUCGAAAAGGGACAAGCAUACGUAGCAUUAUCAAGAGCUGUCUCAAGAGAAGGGUUACAGGUUUUAAAUUUUGAUAAAAGUAGAAUUGCAGCUCAUGGUAAAGUGGUUGACUUUUAUAUGACUUUGACAUCUGCAGAUUCAGCGCUAGCUAAACUUGGGAAAAAUCCACCUGUAAAAAAACAGCCUCAAGGAAAACUACAAUAUGCCCCUAAAACUAGAAACUAUAGCACGGAUAAUAAAUCUGAUAAUGGAAAUAAUAGAAUCCGUGGUAGCAGUAUUGCCAAAUUGCUACAAACAAGGAGAGAGAGAUCGAAACAUUGA